This is a messenger RNA of Prosopis cineraria, 857 nucleotides long. Its product is annotated as signal recognition particle 19 kDa protein-like. Gene Ontology annotation, biological process: SRP-dependent cotranslational protein targeting to membrane, signal sequence recognition; SRP-dependent cotranslational protein targeting to membrane. The transcript has 4 exons. Gene Ontology annotation, molecular function: 7S RNA binding. The coding region runs from base 181 to 591 and encodes 136 amino acids. NCBI's taxonomy places the organism in Eukaryota, Viridiplantae, Streptophyta, Magnoliopsida, Fabales, Fabaceae. The record is from RefSeq and is a predicted model, not a curated record. Gene Ontology annotation, cellular component: signal recognition particle, endoplasmic reticulum targeting.
UUAAAUCAGUUCCCUUACUUUUCUUGGUUCGAUGGCCUGAGGUUCAUCCUGUCAGGCCGUCACUCGAAAUUUCUUUCUGCGAUCGAUCAGCUAGGGCAUCAAAUCUUGCAGGUCAAAACAACCAGCUAAAAUUUUUGACAUUUAACUACUUUAAACAAUCGGCUAGGGCAUCCAAGGAGUAUGGAAGGGGAAUUGCCCAAUAUAAAGAAAUGGAUUGUUUUGUACCCUGUUUACAUGAAUUCAAAAAAGACAGUGGCUGAAGGAAGGAGAAUUAGCUCAAGCAAGGCAUGUGAAAAUCCUACUUGUGCUGAAAUUGGCGAUUGCUGCAGCUAUCUUAAACUUCCCUUUGCAAUUGAGAUAGACAAGGCAUAUCCACGUGAUUUUAUGCAGCGAGGGAGAGUGCGUGUAUUGCUUAAAAAGGAGGAUGGGACUCCAUUUGAUCCUUCCAUUACAUCCAGAAAAAGUCUAAUGCUUCGCAUUGCAGAAAUGGUGCCCAGACACCAUGGAAGAGCAAAGAAACAGGAGCCUACAUCAACAUCAGCGGGAACCUCGAGCAACAAAGGUGGCAAAGGUGGGAAGAAAAAGAGAUAAAACCCUGCUUAGAAGUUAAAACAUUGACCAAAAGGGGAAAAACCUGUUUAAAACUAUAGCAUGCUGAUGUCAGAAUGUUUUGCUGAGUUCUAGCUUUUCGGUCCCAAAUUGUUUGUCAAUCUAUCAGCGGACUGUGAUCCAUCUAACAUUCGAGAUUCUUCCUCUUGCAUCUGAAACAUUUUCUUAUAUUUUUUCUGUUAAAAAAUGUAAGUUAUUUUUAAUUGAAUAUCAUCUUUUAAUAAAGUAGUUAUCUACUUUUAAACUAA